AUGACAAAGAUGCUGCUUGCUUUGUAUGACGACCCAAAGGUCUUUAAAUUAGAAGAGAAGUUCCUUGUUAACUCUAUAGAUUCGAAUACUUUUGUUGGAAAGUAUCCGUUAGAAUCUUUCUUCCCUGGUGCUCGUGGAGUUUAUGGAGGCGAGCUUGUGAGUCAGGGUAUUAUAGCUGCAUGGGAAACCAUUGAUGAUACUGAUUUCUCCCCGCAUUCAUUUCAUGCAUACUUUAUUAGAGCUGGGAUGCCAGAUGUUCCGGUUAGAUGGGAAGUAGAUUUUAAUAAUGAUGGCCGUAAUUAUAAGAACAGAUUAGUGCGUGGGUUUCAAGAUUCUGUGUUGAAAUUUGAGUUAUCAAUCAGUUUUACAAGAGAUAACAGCAUCCAACUGAGAAAGCUAGACUACAGUGAUAAAUUAGUUGAAUAUGCUAAUGAUUCCAAGAAAAUGAAGAAACUUGCAGUGCCAUUUGAAUUUCAACUGGAAGCGUAUCCUUUGUUCAAGAAGUAUAGAGAAAAAGUUCAUGACAUGGACUAUUUCGAACAUGCUAAUGGUAACUUGCAACACAUAGUAUUACCUGAGUAUUUUGAGGCAGGAGUAUUAGAUGCCACUAAACAGAAACAUAAGGCACCAGGUGAUAGGGAAUUUGGAGUCUUUGUUCGUAUUAAUGAUGAUUUAAAUUUAGCAUUAGAUAAGCAUCGUGCUAGAAUAAUAGGUUUAGCCUUUCUUCUGGAUUCUUUCUAUUUACGUUCUUUGGCUAUGGCUGUUGGUUAUCAUAUGGAACCUGAAUAUCUUGAUUACUUUAAGGUUAGUUUAGACCAUGCAGUAUGGAUCCAUGAUUCAGAUUUUGAUCCUACUGAAUGGAUGUUUAUGGAUUUCAAGUUUCCUCGGUUACUGAAUAAUAGGGUGCUUUGCCAGUGUCGAUUAUUCACAUUAAAUGGUAACAUGGUGGCAUCCAUUGUUCAAGAGGGACUUGUGUUUAUGCCCAAGAGGCUUGCAGAUGGUUCAAUCGGGGGUACCUACAAGUUAUAG
Messenger RNA from Lizanozyma spartinae, 1029 nucleotides. Its product is annotated as acyl-CoA thioesterase. The transcript has a single exon. Bases 1 to 1029 code for a protein of 342 amino acids. The record is from RefSeq and is a predicted model, not a curated record. Gene Ontology annotation, cellular component: peroxisomal matrix. Gene Ontology annotation, biological process: acyl-CoA metabolic process; fatty acid catabolic process. Gene Ontology annotation, molecular function: fatty acyl-CoA hydrolase activity. Lineage: Eukaryota; Fungi; Ascomycota; Pichiomycetes; Serinales; Debaryomycetaceae.